Saccostrea cuccullata (small rock oyster) is the source of this 4958-nucleotide messenger RNA. RefSeq lists its product as uncharacterized. The record is from RefSeq and is a predicted model, not a curated record. The transcript is spliced from 10 exons. Bases 110 to 4954 code for a protein of 1614 amino acids. NCBI's taxonomy places the organism in Eukaryota, Metazoa, Mollusca, Bivalvia, Ostreida, Ostreidae. Gene Ontology annotation, molecular function: protein binding.
GGAUGUUGCUCAAUGACCAUUUUUACACGGACAGAGCUACAUUGGUAAUUUUUAAAAUGCGCAGGACUUCUGAUGUAUAAAGUUCAUGUGACAUUCAAAGGGUUGAACCAUGGCAUCUGCAAACAGUCCCUACAGUUCUGAAGGCACAACAAAUGUUAACAGGGUUUGUCGUCUUCUUCUUGGACCCUGCACCGAUCAAUUGCGAGAUGUUCUUCGCAAUCAGGUUCCGCCACCAACAUUUGCUACUGUAGCUAUGAAACAGAGGCAAAAUCUUACAAGAUUAACUCCCCAACAAAGGGAUCUUAUUUUGCCUCACAAUGCGUACUACACUGGAAAUUAUGACGACUUCGACAUUUCCUUGUUGUAUUCUCUUUUAAGGAACAUAUGUAAUAUUACACCGCACAAAAAUGGUUGGGGUAAUGACCCGGAUUUAUUUGAUCGAAGUCUUUCUGCAAAUAUUGAAAGAAUACGAAUAGCCCGAAACUCGACUGCUCACUCUGCAAGAUUAUCUCUUACAAACCUUGAAUUUAUGGAUAUUUGGAAUUCUGUUCGAGGUGCAGUAGUGGAAAUGGAUGCAAUCCUUUCGAAUGGAAAUCAUUUUCAGAAGGAAGUUGAUGUUUUGAGAUAUAUAACAAUGGAUCCUGUCCAAGACAAGUAUUACAGACAACAACUAGCCAAACAAUAUGCCGAGGAUCAAGAUACCAAAAACUUCAUUCGGAUACUUGAGAAAAACAUGGAAUGUAAUCAAAGAGAGACAGCCAGCAAGAUAAAUCAUCUCUCAGAAAACAUGGAAUGUAAUCAAAGAGAGACAGCCAGCAAGAUAAAUCACCUCUCAGAAAACAUGGAAUGUAAUCAGAGAAACACAGCCAGCAAGAUAAAUCAUCUCUCAGAAAACAUGGAAUGUAAUAAGAGAGACACAGCCAGCAAAAUAAGCCACCUCUCAGAAAACAUGGAAUGUAAUCAGAAAGACACAGCCAGCAAGAUAAAUCACCUCUCAGAAAACAUGGAAUGUAUUCAGAGAGACACAGCCAGCAAGAUAAGUCACCUCUCAGAUACAUUAAAAGAAAAAAUGAGCAUAUAUUCUCUAAGACAGAAGAAAUUUCAGGAUGAGCUAAAAGGAGAUUUUCAGAGGCAGAAAUCAAUUAGCAUACCAGAAAACAUAAGAGAUCUACAUAGAAAAAUAUUGGAUUCAUGGAAGAAAGGAGUCUUUUUUGAAACCUCCUCAUAUGGAAACAUGAAAGAAUUUUUUUUAUCCAAUCAAAUUGUGGUUGUGGUUGGGCCUCCUGGGUCUGGAAAAACCGCUUUGAUCCGCCACAUCGCUUUACAGCUUGAGUCCGAGUAUCAGAUUGUUCCAGUCUCCAAACCUGAGGAAAUUAUCAACUACGGCGAUCUAAACAGACCACAAAUAUUUGUCAUAGACGAUGUAUUAGGUGUUUUUACUUUAGAAAGAAAUUUGUUGUCAGAUUUAGAAAGACAUAGUAAACAAAUCGAAGAUGUUCUUAAUAGAAGAUCAAAAUUUCUCAUGUCCUGUAGAUUGGCAGUAUACAAUGAGGCAAAGUUAUUAGAUGUAGUGUUUCUUGAAAUUGAUAAAAUCCUUAAUUUGAAUGAAAAGAAUAUUCUUACUUCUGAAGAUCAAAAAGGUAUAUUUGAAUCUCAUAUGAACAAUGCAGGGAUUUCAUGUGAAAUAGAUUUAAAACUUUUGCACAGAAAGGACGUCUUCAUGUUUCCACUUCUCUGUCAAAUGUUUAGCAGUGACAAAAGCGUCAGACAACACGGAGAAGAGUUUUUUACCCGUCCAUCCAAGUGCUUACAAUCAGAAAUAAAUAAGAUUCAGAAGAGAAAUAAAAUACAAUAUUUAUCAAUUGUUCUCUGCAUGCUUAACAAUAAUUGCCUAUCUGAAGAAAUGCUUAGUAAAUGCAAAAUGUUCCAAGAAGUAUGCAGAUCUUGCAAAGUUAAGGAAAACACUGAAAAUUGGGAAAUAUUUAAGGAAUUGUCACACUUAAUAGACACCUACAUUACAAAAGAUGAUGAAAGAUAUACAUUUAUCCAUGAUUCAAUAUUUGAAGUUGUUGCAUAUCAAUAUGGACAGCAAUUUCCUGAUCAAAUUUUGGACUAUAUGAACAGUAAUUUUAUUGCAAACAAAGUUGUUUUGGACACCAAAGAAAAUACAUGUAAUGACGCAAAAUGCAUAAGAUUAAACAAGUUCCAAUAUGAAAAACUUGCAAAAAGAUUGUAUGCUGAUGUUAAGUCUGGAAAACUACACGAUGUCUUCUUAAAUAAAGCAUUGAGGGACUGUGUCUUCAAACAAAAGUUCAUAGACAGUUUGAAAAGAAUGCCAUAUGAAGAUGUCAAAAAAGAAUUUUUAUUACCUAGAAAAGAAAGUUUCGAUAAUGUAGUUUUUGACUCACAGAAAGAAAGUGAAAAACAAAUCGACGAAACAAAAGGACAGAGAGAGUCUGAAAGACAAAAUCUUCUGCUUGGUCUAAAAUGCAUUGACCAAAAGAAAAUCUAUGAAAUACGUGCUCUUAGUUUCAUAAUCUAUUACGGGCACCUCGAUUUGCUUAAUUAUUUUAUAAAAUUGGUGAAAAGAUAUCAGGCAUUAGAUAUCAUUUUUGGAUCUUCACCCGAAGAACAAGUAAGACUUCUUGUAUUGGCGUGUUUCAAUGGAAAUUUAGAUAUGGUGAAAAUUCUGGUGGAAUAUAUUAGAAAGGAAAAUAUCAGUUCAAUGCCUGUAGGAGAUAUCAAACCAUCGCACAAUAAACAUCGAUACAUUACUCCAGUGAUUGCUGCUUGCUUGAGAGAGAAAUAUGACGUUGUAAAAUACUUAGUUGAUAAUGAAGCAGAUUUAAAUCCUCAAAAAAGUUAUUAUCCUGCUUUAUGGACACCAGCUAGAACCGGGGAUCUCAGAAAAGUAAUGGAGUUACUCAAAUUUGGUGCUGAUUGUAACAAAUGUAGUGGAAGGGAAAUUUCUCCUUUGUAUAUGGCAUCAAGAUUCGGUCAUUUGGAAGUCGUUAAAAAACUCAUUGAGCAUGGUGCCGACAUUAACAAGUGUGAUAUUAAAGGUUGGUCAUCUUUGCAUAUAGCAUCACUACAUGGCCAUUCAUUUGUUUUAGAAACAUUAAUCCAUAAGGGUGCUGAGUGCGAUCGAUGCGAUAAAAAUAAAGUAACUCCUUUACAUAGAGCGUCUUUAGAAGGUCAUGUUCCUGUUGUAGAAAUUUUAUUGAAAAAUGGUUCAAACAUCAACAAGUGUGAAAUUCAUGGUUCAUCGUCUUUGCAUCUAGCUUCAUUAAAUGGUCAUUUGUCUGUUGUAGAGACAUUACUACUGCACGGUGCUGAGUGUGAUAGAUGCGAUGAAGAAAAUCUAACACCCCUACAUUUUGCUUCAUUUAGAGGAUUUGUUCUUGUUGUAGAAAAAUUAAUAGAACAUGGUGCUGACGUCAACAAGUGUAACAAUAAUGGUCGGUCUUCUCUGCAUUUAGCUUCACAAAAUGGUCAAUUGUCAGUCGUAGAAAAAUUAAUUUCCCACGGUGCUAAAUGUGACCAAUGCGAUAUAAAUAAAUCAACUCCUUUGCAUUUUGCAUCCGAGGAAGGCCAUCUUCCUGUUGUAGAAAAACUGAUUGAACAUUGUGCUGAUGUCAAAGUAUGUAACAUUCAGGGUCAGUCGCCUCUGCAUUUAGCAUCAAAACGUGGUCAUUUGCAUGUAGUAGAAACAUUAAUUCGACACGGUGCUAAAUGUGACCAAAGCGAUAUAAAUAAAUCAACUCCUUUGCAUUUUGCAUCCGAGGAAGGCCAUCUUCCUGUUGUAGAAAAACUGAUUGAACAUUGUGCUGAUGUCAAAGUAUGUAACAUUCAGGGUCAGUCGCCUCUGCAUUUAGCAUCAAAACGUGGUCAUUUGCAUGUAGUAGAAACAUUAAUUCGACACGGUGCUAAAUGUGAUCAAUGCGAUAACAAUAAAUUAACCCCUCUACAUAAAGCGUCUUUUGGGGGUCAUUCUCUCGUGGUAGAAAAAAUUAUUGAAAGUGGAGUCGAUAUCAACAAGUGUGAUAAUAAAGGUUCAUCACCUCUUCUUUUAGCCAUAUGGGAGGGCCAUCUUCCAGUUGUCGAAAAGCUCAUUGAACACGGUGCAGACACAAACACCUGUUAUAUAAAUCGUUGGACACCUCUCCUUUUAGCGUCAUGGGAAGGCCAAGUUUUAAUUGUAGAAAAAUUACUCGGAAGCGGUGCCGAUGUCAACAAGUGUAAUAAUUAUGGUUGGUCACCCCUACUUUUAUCGUCAUGGAAAGGUCAUUUAUCAGUUGUAGAAAUACUUAUUAUGCACGGUGCCGAUAUCAACAACGUAUAUAUUAAUGGUUGGUCACCUCUAUCUUUAGCAUCUUGGGAAGGCCAUCUUUCAGUUGCAGAAAAACUCAUUGAGCAGGGAGCUGACAUCAACAAAUGUGAUGUCAAUAGUCAGUCAUCAAAGAAUCCAAAGAAUAAUCAGACAGUUGAAACAAACAUUAAAGAACAUUUAAUGGGUCAUUCUCCAAUUGUAGAAAUAACGAGUGAAAACGUUACCGACAUCAACCAGUGUGAUAAUAAUGGUUCAUCACCUUUGCUUUUAGCGAUAUGGAAAGGGCAUCUGUCAGUUGUAGAAAAGCUUGUUGAACAGGGUGCAGACAUAAAUAGGUGUUAUAAAAAUGGUUGGUCACCUUUACUUUUGUCGUCAUGGAAAGGCCAAUUUCAAAUUGUAGAAAAACUUUUGAUGCAUGGUGCUGACAUCAAUAACUUGUAUAUUAAUGGCUGGUCACCUUUAUCUUUAGCAUCAUGGGAGGGUCAUCUUUCGGUUGUAGAAAAACUGAUUGAGUACGGUGCUGAUGUGAACAAAUAUGAUGCUAAUGGUCAGUUACCUCUGCAUUUAGCGUCAAAGAAUGGCCAUUUGUCUGUGGUGAAAACAUUGAUUCUGCAUAGUGUUUAAUGAA